Messenger RNA from Aspergillus nomiae NRRL 13137, 1803 nucleotides. RefSeq names its product Sec1 family protein. Gene Ontology annotation, biological process: intracellular protein transport; vesicle-mediated transport. Bases 1 to 1803 code for a protein of 600 amino acids. The transcript is spliced from 3 exons. Lineage: Eukaryota; Fungi; Ascomycota; Eurotiomycetes; Eurotiales; Aspergillaceae. The record is from RefSeq and is a predicted model, not a curated record. Gene Ontology annotation, cellular component: Golgi membrane.
AUGGACGUCGUCGCGGCGGUUUCGGGGUAUAUCUCCAAGAUGGUCACGGCGGGGGAUCCCUCGACAUCGGGCUCCUCAACGUCGGCCAAGAUGAAGAUCCUGCUUUUGGAUAGUGAGACAGUGGGAUUCCCCUUCGAGGUCACCAUUGUGUCGACAGCCAUCACCCAAUCCGCCCUGCUGAAUCACGAAGUGUACCUGAUCGAUCGGUUAGAUAAUGCGGCUCGAGAGAAGAUGCGGCAUCUGCGCUGCCUCUGCUUCGUGCGCCCAUCCCCCAGCUCCAUCCAAUUCUUGAUCGACGAACUUCGUGAACCCAAGUACGGCGAAUAUUACGUCUAUCUCAGCAACAUCAUUCGCAAGUCGUCGCUCGAGCGCCUCGCCGAGGCAGACAGUCAUGAAGUGGUGCGUGCGGUGCAGGAACACUUUGCGGACUUCAUCGUGAUCAAUCCGGAUCUGUGUUCCUUAAACCUCGGCUUUCCUCAACAACGGUUGUGGAGUCACUCUCCAGACCUGUGGAAUGCAGAUGCACUGCAGAGAGCCACGGAGGGUAUAAUCUCUAUUCUGUUAGCUUUGAAGAAGAACCCAUUGAUACGCUACGAGAAAAACAGUCUGCUGGCCAAAAAGCUGGCUACUGAAGUUCGGUAUCAGUUGACUCAGGAAGAGCAAUUGUUCAAUUUUCGCAAGACCGACACGCCGCCAAUUCUUUUAGUUCUAGACCGACGCGAUGAUCCUAUUACACCUUUAUUGACCCAGUGGACGUACCAAGCGAUGGUUCAUGAAUUGAUGGGCAUUCACAACGGAAGGGUUGACCUUCGAGACGUACCGGAAAUCCGACCGGAGCUUCGAGAAAUUGUCCUCUCGCAAGAUCAAGAUCCUUUCUUUAAGAAAAAUAUGUAUCAAAACUUUGGCGAUUUGGGUCAGAAUAUCAAAGAAUACGUCGAACAGUAUCAGGUGAAAACUAAGAACACAAUGAAUAUCGAGUCGAUUGCGGAUAUGAAGCGGUUCGUGGAGGAUUAUCCAGAGUUUCGCAAGCUUUCUGGAAACGUCAGUAAACAUGUUACUCUGGUCGGGGAGCUCAGCCGGCGAGUCGGCGAGGAGGAUCUCCUCGAUGUCAGCGAAUUGGAACAAAGCUUGGCUUGCAACGAAAACCAUGCUAGUGACCUCAAGAAUCUACAGCGGAUAAUACAACUCCCAUCUGUGCCGGCCGAAAAUAAGAUACGUCUAGUGGCACUAUACGCCAUUCGAUACGAAAAACAACCGAAUAAUGCACUACCGAUCCUGCUUGAUUUACUGGUCACCGCGGGAAAUGUACCGUCGUAUAAAGUGAACACCAUUCCAAAACUACUCGCCUACCACCAUUCUCUUCAGGCUCCUCCAGUUGCUGGAGGUUUCUCUGACCUGUUCGAAUCGACUUCCUUUUUCUCUGGUGCUCGAGAUCGUUUCAAAGGGCUGAAAGGUGUUGAGAAUGUCUACACCCAACACUCACCGCGCCUAGAGGCCACUCUUCAAAAUCUGAUCAAGGGCCGGUUAAAGGAGCUACAGUAUCCUUUUCUCGAAAGUGGAGGUCACAUCCGGGAUAAACCCCAGGAUAUAAUCAUUUUUAUGGUGGGUGGCGCGACCUAUGAAGAAGCCAAGAUGGUGGCUCAGGUGAAUGCCAGCUCGCCUGGAGUACGAGUGGUUCUUGCUGGUACAAGCAUACACAACAGCACGAGUUUCUUGGAGGAAGUUGAUGACGCUGUGAGCGGCUGGCCAGAUCCCGCUCCCUCUAGUGCCGCUGGACGGCUGCGGAGGGAGAUUGCGCAUUAA